Oncorhynchus mykiss (rainbow trout) is the source of this 6526-nucleotide messenger RNA. It is a transcript of the gene adam11, whose product is annotated as ADAM metallopeptidase domain 11. Gene Ontology annotation, biological process: proteolysis. Gene Ontology annotation, molecular function: metalloendopeptidase activity. The record is from RefSeq and is a predicted model, not a curated record. NCBI's taxonomy places the organism in Eukaryota, Metazoa, Chordata, Actinopteri, Salmoniformes, Salmonidae.
CCACGUGUUCUAGUCAACGCGGAUUCGACGCCCCUCGCUUGCAAUCGCUCCAGUUCACUUUUUUCCAGCAACUCCGAGCCAAGGAAGAAUGAUCACAUUUAACCGCUCAGCGUCACUCCCAAUAGGUACUAGUAUUCGCCUGUAGUCUUCCCCGGCUUUACCAGUAAUGAUACACAUUUGAUCCAUAUUUUAUUACGGUUUUUCUUAGCCCUUUGUUGGAGGAUGAAUAACCUUGUCAGAAUAUAUUUUUUCUAGAUAGAGAACCCGUUCUUGGUCGUGAUGUGGGUACAUCGUUAAUUAAAGGGGUCCCCCGCGGCUCUCUGUAAUUGUCACCUGCAGUUGGUCCACCAAUUUGUAUAUUUAUUUAUUUUAUUCAACGGUGUUGCUCCAUGCAAAUCCCGGGGACUAUGUGAGCAUCAUGCUGGCGGUGCGAUGCCUGGUGUUCGCUGCAGUGAGUGCGCGGUUUGCCGUGACAGGCUGGAGCAGCUCGGUAAGCAAUAGAGGCGACGGAGAGACGUGGGAAUGGCAGCCUUCGGAGGAGCAGGGGGACCGGGGACCUGCUGUGGAGGAAGUCACUCAGCCUAAGCGGCUCCUGCAACAGAUCGACUCGGAGGGAGAGUUGGUUCACCUCCAUCUGGACACUCGAGUCAAGAACCACACCGAGGGAGCACAGCCUGUCCAUCUAGCCCAGAGCAGUUUCCUGGUGGAAGCCUUUGGCAAGUCUUUCAUCCUGGACUUGGAGCUGAACCACAAUCUCCUGUCUUCGGAUUAUGUGGAGCGGCACUUUGACAACGAAGGGAGGCCAUCUCAAAACAUGGGAGGGGAACACUGUUAUUACCACGGGCGACUGAGGGGGGUACCAGGCUCGUGGGUUGCUCUCUCUACCUGCCAUGGAUUACGUGGGAUGUUUUCCGAUGGGAACUUCUCCUAUGGGAUCGAGCCUGUUCUCAAUACCGGUGGGGAGAAGCAGAAUGAUCACGUGGUGUAUCGAAUGGCUGACCUGGACCUGCUACUGUCACUACAAUGUCCAGGUUGCUCAUUGAACAGCAGUGACACUGAAGGGAACUCUGUAAAUGACAGUGACCCUGCUGGUGAUGAUGGUAUCUUGUCGGAGCCGGAGGAGCCCGUCUUCACAGAGGAAGGGUUGAGCCGUUCAAAGAGACAGGUCAGACGAGGUCAACGCACAGUCCAGACUGAGACCAAGUACAUCGAGCUGAUGGUGGUGAACGAUCAUGACCUGUUUGUGCAGCUGCGUCGGUCGUCGUCGCAGACGAGGAACUUUGCCAAAGCGGUCGUCAAUAUGGCAGACGCGAUCUACAAGGACCAGCUCAACACGCGGAUUGUGCUGGUCGCCAUGGAGACGUGGUCAUCCCAGAACAUGGUGUCUGUGGGCAACGACCCCUUGCUGACCCUGAGGGACUUUAUGAAGUACAGGAAGGAGAGCAUCAAAGAGCGCAGCGAUGCCACACACCUCUUCUCGGGGAGGACCUUCCAGAGUAGCCGCAGUGGCACAGCCUACAUUGGGGGUAUCUGUUCCCUCACGCGGGGAGGAGGAGUCAACGAGUACGGCAACGUGGGUCCCAUGGCCAUCACGUUGUGUCAGAGCCUGGGGCAGAACAUUGGCAUGAUGUGGAACAAGGAGCGCCCUACGGCUGGGGACUGCAGGUGUCCCGACCCAUGGCUGGGCUGCAUCAUGGAGGACACCGGCUACUAUCUUCCUAGGAAGUUCUCACGCUGCAGUGUGGAUGAGUACCUUCGCUUUCUCCAGCAGGGUGGGGGCAGCUGCCUCUUCAAUAAGCCCAGCAAGCUGCUGGACUCUCCAGAGUGUGGCAAUGGCUUUGUGGAGGUGGGGGAGGAGUGUGAUUGUGGAUCCCAUGUGGAGUGUGCGCGGAGCGGAGGAGCCUGCUGUAAGAAGUGCACCUUGACCCACGACGCCAUGUGCAGCAAUGGCCUCUGCUGUAGAGGUUGCAGGUACGAGCUCAGGGGGGUGACGUGUCGCGAAGUGACCAACGACUGUGACGUCCCGGAGACGUGUCCCGGAGACUCCAGCCAGUGUCCUCAUAAUGUCCACAAACUGGAUGGUUACAUGUGUGAAGCUGGCCAGGGUCGUUGUUUCGGAGGUCGCUGUAAGACCAGAGAUGGACAGUGCAGAGGUCUCUGGGGCCACAACUCAGCCGACCGUUUCUGCUAUGAGAAGCUGAACUCCGAGGGCACAGAGAAGGGCAACUGUGGCCGUGACGCCAGUGGCCAGGGCUGGGUGCAGUGCAACAAGCAGGAUGUGCUCUGUGGGUUCCUGCUGUGUACUAACAUGUCUGCUAAGCCGAGGUUUGGAGAUCUGCAGGGGGACCUCACUAGCCUAACCAUCUACCACCAGAACAGAUACCUGGACUGCCGUGGCGGCCACGCGGUGCUGGAGGAUGGCUCGGACCUGGGCUAUGUGGAGGACGGGACGCCUUGCGGUCCCAACAUGAUGUGCCUGGACCGCCGCUGCCUCCCGGUGCCCACCUUCAACCUCAGCACCUGCCCCGGAUCCAGCAUCUGCUCCCACCAUGGGACCUGCAGUAAUGAGGUGAGGUGUAUUUGUGACGCGGACUACACUGGGAAAGACUGCAGCGUCUAUGACCCAAUCCCUGACCCCACCCCUCCAGAGGGCCCUGAGAAAUAUAAGGGUCCCAGUGGCACCAAUAUCAUCAUAGGCUCCAUCGCAGGGGCAAUUCUGUUGGCAGCUAUAGUCCUAGGGGGGACCGGAUGGGGAUUUAAGAACAUCCGAAGAGGAAGAUCUGGAGGGGGAUGAAAACAUCUGUCCAUUUGCUGUCCUGUCUUCCUUGCCCUGUGUCCUGUCCACUUUGAGGAGAGAAAUCCAAAGGUGUCUUCCGUUCUCUUCAACUACAACUCUCACAAUUCUCCCUGUCACGGUUCCUUUCCUUUUCCAUUUUCUGUAUUUCCUGUCAAUCUUCCAGCCACAGACGUCUCACUUUUUUGCCUUCGGUAAAGGUUUAACCUGAAAUACAUUCCCCGAAACCUUGACCGAUAAGGGCCCCACAUUGUGUCACAUAGAAAUAGAUACAUUUGUGUUUUAUCACCAUGUUGUGUGUGUCAUAUCCGAAAUGUAUGUUUGUCCCCAUUGACUCCCCAUAGUUUUCUUUUUCUAUGAGGAUGUUAGACCAAGCAGUCCAGGACAUGUAUACUCUCCAUACAAGUGCUUGUACUGAAGUUAUAUCAAUUUUGACUUAGUCUUUCCUGCCAUUUAGACUUUUCUACUGGACUAUGGCGCUUUAAAAAAAUAUUUCCUGCGACGAGGGAGGAAGAAUGAAUCUGAUAUCCUAUGUAGGGCUGCUCGUAAGCUUCUAUCUCUAGUUGCAAUUUACUCGUGGGGUCGUUCAACAAGCUGACAAAUACCAUACAGCCUACGACAACCAUGUAGGAUGUAUGGUCAAAUAAUAAUAAUAACAACAUAUGGGACCCAGCGGGCAAAACGGGUUGAAAUUAUGUCAUUACAACCUGAACAGAAAUGUUGACAGUUUUGUCCGCUUUGUAGAUCAUACAAUACGUCUCGUCUCCAAAGACAGUUAUCGUAGCUCUUUGGUUAGUGAUGGUGACAUGACGGCAUGGUUGGGUUAAUUGCGUACUCUGCUUAGCUAGGCAUUUCUAUUAACAUACCAACAUAACCAUCAUUUAUAUUCUUCUAGUAUGUUGCUCUCCAGUAUCAAACAGUAAUCUAGCGUUAAUCAGUUAUCCAAUCGAACAUAAUAUGCAUAAACGUAUGAAUGUGUAGCUCAACCUUGCGAGUGGGCGAAUGCUUGUCGCAAUCUCUGUCUCGAUAUCAAGUGUACGUUUUGCACGGAGACGGCUAGCUAGAUGAAAUAGUCUAUUGCACAUACACAUCCAGACGUCAAAUGUGUAUUGUACUUGUAUAAUAUGUAAUCCAUAUAGAGAUUGAGUGUGAAUACAUACAUGUAUGCUGAAUAUGGGUGCUUUUAGUACAUCAUGUAUAUUCUAGGCGCUCAGAUGUUUUCGACAGCUGGGACAUAGUCGUAGCUGCUCAAAUGAAAGCACAUGUUUGUGAGUGGACUCAAAUCGUUCCUCUUUUUCAGUAUCUUGCAUCAAUGGGAGAUUCCGUAUACGCAAGAAGUUUAUAUAUUUGAGCUUCAUUACAAUGGUAUUUGUAUUUACAUUGACAUACUGUCAUUCAAUUAAGUACUUACAAAGUCAAAUCAAGCGGCCCUUUGAUUAAAGGGACAGUACACCCAAUUUUAGUGAAAUUUGCCUUCACCUAGAAUCCCUUGACUACUUUCAAAGACAGAUGAGCUUGAGUAAGAAAAACAGUGGUAGCUUGUGUGUGCCGCUGUCUCGCUCCUUCCUCUCAGUAACUAAUGACUAUUGUUUUAGGUUCCGAGUGUAUUCUGCGUGUCACCAAACACAGACCUACCUCUCCAUUACAGGUUCUGGUCAUGUUUAAAGUUACACUGCCAGCCUAAAGUAGCAUCAAGUAUACUUGAACUCUUAUUUAAUCUGUAUCUCUAUGUGUAUUCAAAAAUGUUAGUCAAGAAUGGACAUUUCAGGAAGCUUACCAUCACAGUCCAUUUACUCUUGUUGUUCGACUCAUAGGAUAUCGCAAACAAUUGUUCGCUUUUAGACUUGAAUGUAAAUACUUCCGGUGUAUAAAACAAUGUGUAUGACCUUUUAACAUUUUUUUCAUACCGUGGCCUGUUGGUGUUUUUGUGGAGGCGUCUCUGUCGUAUGUUAUUGUAUAGUUGCCAGUGACUGAAUUCGGGGAGUUCCCUGAAUGAAAAUUUAAGCCUGAGCCUGUUCUCGGGAUCUUCCUCUUGCCUUUUUGUUAUUUUAUAUGUUUAAUGUAGGCUGGCUGUUCAAAUUCGCGGUUGUUAAAUAGGCUACCGUGUCGUUUGUUUUUAAUGUAGGUAUUUUACAUUCCAUGGGUAAGAUGACAAAAUAGCCUUUUUAAAAGUUGAACCGGGGACAAUUUACAAUGCCACUGUCGAUGAAAACACCUAGCGGGUUAGGAACAGACAACAUCUUUUAAUAUCGAUCCUCCUGCCUGAAAGAGUAACUGUUGACAUGUCUGGUUCUGGCCUCAUUUGCUGCUGGCCUUUCGUGUGCCUUGUUCAUCCUGACACGGCCUCCUUAAGAUCUGCCUUGGAGGCCAGUGAACCUUUUCUCAGUUCAACAGGAUACUCGAUAUGCUCUUCUUUUUUUUUUGUAGAAAUAAGAGAAUGCCGGUUGAUAUUAAAGUUAUCCCCUAUGUAAGAUUCCUACUAGUCACACCAAGCCUUCCAGGUUAAGUCCGGCUUUACAGUUAAAAUGAUACAGUAUGUGGUCGAGCCAAUGGUAAUUGGGAAAUUGUGAUAUAAUGACGACGGACGUCAACAAAUAGGCUUACCAGUUCACAUAUUUUGCCCUGUUCUUAUUCAGGGCACUUGUUCACAAUAGUGUUGCUUGGUAACCGUAUAUCCCUAAAAGUGUGUAAUGUGUAAACAGGAUAGGGAUAUAGAAAAUAAAUGAGGAAUGAUUUUUAUUUCCGUUCCACCUUUACACUGACACACAAUUACCCUUUUUCUCAGGCUACUGUCCGUUAUGCUGUUUGAUAGACUAGCUAUGAAGAUUUAGUGGAGCUUUGUCGAAACUAUAUUUUGUAAGUGAUCAAAUAUGGUGAUUCGUUUGUUGUUUUGGGACCAUUAAUACACUGAGCACUGUGUUAUCGGAAAUUCUUGAAUUUAAUAGACCGUUUAGGAGUUGACCAAAAGACUGCUUUGGGGUUGACAAAAAGGUUGUUUCGGGUUGACCAGAAAUGUGGAGACAGAUUAAUACAGGCGAUGUGGUAGACCUUAAUCAAGAGAUAAUAGCCAAAUGGCCCUCUGUCAUCCAAAUGUUUGAUCUCUUUAGUCUAAUUUCUAGUUUUUCAUUUGACCCCCACACAGUCUUGGCAGACUUACCAACCCUCCUGAGUGGAGCACUUAACAGCCUUUGUAUGAGUGGAAUAGCAUUGGUGGAAUAGCAUUGGCUGUACAUAUAAACAUAAUCCAUGUGUAUUUGUACAAUAUAUGCAGAGGUAUUCAUAAAACCAUUUGUAUUGGACUGACCUAUCAAAUACCAGUGUACUUAGAUAACCUGCAAUAUCUUUAAAUAGCAGACUUGGAACCACAACAGUGAAAAUGUGUACAUUUUGUGUAUAAUUAACUGUGCAUUGCUUCCCGGCCUAGUGAUUCCAGGAUACGUAUUGCAUUUCUAUAGAAUAGCGUCGCUUUGAGGUUAUUUACUUUUGGUGUACUGUUUAGGACUUGAGUUCGACUUAUCCUUUUUUCCAUGUGUGAUGUGUGCAAAUUCUCUAGUUUUAUUUAUUUAUUUUGACCUCCCUGCAACUGUAUAUUUGAAUUACAAUUCUGGAACAGAUAUCGAUUAUUGACUUCAUAUGUUUUUUAAGACCUAAUAGGAACAGGUGAUAACAUUUUAACGAUGAGAAAUUGGGGAAGAGAAUGAAGAGAAAUAAAAAUUGAAGUGUGAAAACGCA